This is a messenger RNA of Dalotia coriaria, 4925 nucleotides long. Its product is annotated as adenylate cyclase type 10-like. Gene Ontology annotation, cellular component: cytoplasm. The record is from RefSeq and is a predicted model, not a curated record. The transcript is spliced from 2 exons. Gene Ontology annotation, molecular function: adenylate cyclase activity. The coding region runs from base 142 to 4884 and encodes 1580 amino acids. NCBI's taxonomy places the organism in Eukaryota, Metazoa, Arthropoda, Insecta, Coleoptera, Staphylinidae.
UAUUCCCUUUUUUAAAAUCUGCGGACAACCCGCAAAAAGUGGUGGGGUAAGAGGCAGCAACAUGGGUAUCCCCUACGGGUCCUGAGAAGAUCGGAAGUAAAAGUGGGGCAGGUUUGAGACACCCAGAAACUGAAGUUCACGAUGACGUACAAAGGUAAAAUCCGAUUUGCAAAGUUAGAUGCGACUUCAGUAAUAGAAGAACAAGACUUUGUAAUGCGCAUUGAAUAUGUACAAACUAAGCGAAAGAUCCACCAAUUUGCGUCAUUUUUACCCGACGAAAUUCUACAGUUUCAUGGGUCAACUCUUCAAAUGCGCCAGCAUCAUCAUUUUGUCGGAGUGUUAUUAUGCACAGAUAUAUCUGGUAUUAAUCAACUUAUAGAAAAAUAUUACAAUGGUAAAAUGGGUGAAUUAUACAACAUCAGUGUUAAUUUAAACACAUACAUCGGAUCAAUCAUUGAGGUUGUCCGAUGUUAUGGUGGUGAUGUGCUCAGCAUCAGGUGCAGUAAUUUUAUAACAAUGUGGAAAUGUCUACCAGAUCAAUCAAUCCACGAAAUUUUACACACUGCUAUCGUUUGCGCGAGUGUAUUACAACGUCUUUUAGGAUCAUUCAACACCGAUGAAAAAGUGACACUUAAUCUAAAAACCGUCAUAUCCUGCGGUAAUAUAUCCUACGGAAUAUUUGGUAAUUACAACACCAAGAAAUCUGUAUUCAUUGGAGAUGCAUUCAAAUCAUUACGACCGUUAAUCGACGAUGCUACAUUUAAUAAAGUCGUUGUCAGUGAUAGUUCAUGUCCACAUAUGGUUCAAGAUCGUUAUACAGUUGAGAAAACCCAAAUGGGUUACGUAACUGUUUCGAAAAUAUCCUACUCAUCUCGGGAAGUUGCAAAAAAGACCUGCUUUGAUGAAAAAUACUCAGAAGUUGCACGUCUUAUAGAAGAACACUUUAAACAAAAAGACGCACUUAUUCAUAUGCUGCAUUCAUCUAGACUUGUCGCUAAUAUGCAAAAACACAACAAAUUUAUAAAAUCACUACCUGUACGAGAAGAAAUUUUAUUAGCACCGAAAUAUUGGACUUUGGAAGAAAUGCAAACAUUACAGCAUGAAGUUAUUUUUGAACAUUUGACUGAUAGUCAACCUGGAGAUUAUUUAACAGAAAUGAAAGAAAUCACAUGCAUGACUUUGAAAGUUGCACUGGAAUCAGAUACACCUAAUAUUUUAUUAAAUAUCGUAGAUGACGUAUUCGUGAUGUUAGUGAACGAAAUUAAACAGUUGCAGUGUGUAAUUCAGAAUAUUCACGUAGUAGAAACUGGAAUUGUGAUAGAAAUUUUGUUUGGUUUACUAGCUAGUAAACGCGAGAAUGAAGUUGCUUCAGCACUUGGACUAGCCAGAAAUAUGUCGUGCCUCUUAGCAGGAAAAACUCAUGUGAUUGGUGUUUCGGCGGGACUUUCAAGUGGAAAUGUAUUUUGCUCUGUUGUGGGACACCCAUUGCGUAGAGAAUAUGUCAUCACAGGACGACCUAUUCAACAAGCGUUUCGUUUAUCAUCAUUGGUGCUUGAUAAAGUUUUAUGUGACUUGAAGGUAUUCAAAAGUGCACGUCUUUCGUCACGGUAUUUUAAACUAUACAAAGAGGAAGAAGAUUCCGAAGGAAAAAUUGAUUAUUUAAUGGAAUACAAUGAAACUUUUGAUACUGCAGAAGAACCUGUAAACUUGUAUCCGUUGAUUGAUCGCAUGGGUGAUUUUAAUUUAACUGUAGCAAUGAUUAAGAAUGCUGAUAAGGUUAAAUUCAAUUCUGUUUGUUAUCUUUCAGCAGAAAAAUAUGGCAAAACAACACUUUUAUUACACUUGCAUAAAGAAGCACAAAACCACAAUUGCUUCACUGUUCUAAUCACGCUGUUGGAGAUGUUCAAACGCCCAUAUUAUUGUGUAACUGAAAUUUACCGACAAAUUUAUGAUCAAAUAUUCACGGUUGAUGCAGAAGUUGAAGAGUCCUUAGAUAUACCUAAGGUUCUUGUUUCGUUUGGGAAAAGCAGUGAUGCUGAAGAUUUAUCUAUGCAAAAAUAUCGCACUUUGAACCAUUUUCGUGACAUUGUUGCAUUAGCAUCAAACACAAUUGUGGUUUUUAUUGAUAAUGUGCAUUAUAUUGAUCAGCAAAGUUUGGAAAUUUUGGAAUUGACGUUAGCUGUUGGUAAUUUAAGAGUGGCAAUGGCAGGAUCACCGAAAAAAAUGCCCAAGUUCUUUCUUCAAAAACUACAGAAAAAUAGUGAUAUUAGAGUGAAGGAAUUGCUACCGAUGAAGGAUCGAUACAUAGCUAAAUUAGCGUGUUCUCUGUUGCAAUCUGAAGGAAUGUCGCAUCGUUUAGUUAAAUUACUAAUUCACACUUGUGAGGGAAACCCGGGAAACUUAGAAUCUUUACUUUUGAAGCUAAUAAAUAACCAAACGAUCUAUAUUUUCUUAUCGAACAGAUAUAAUAUGGAUACCUCUUCAUUCUAUUAUCCCAAUAUGAAUGAAGUUGUAGAAAUGACAUCUGCCUUUCCUGUAGUGGAUUAUUCAUCAGCACAAGCAGUAGAAUCAGCAAAGUUUGCACUUAAUAUGAUCUUUCAAGACCUGUAUGAUUCUGUGUCAACAUUUUUACAACUUAUACUCAAAACUGCUUCUGUAAUCGGCACACAAUUUGGAAGACACCUUCUACGCUUGAUGUUAAAUCUACCUUCCGAGAAUGACUUAGCACAAGCAAUCAAACAACUCUUUGAAGACAAAAUAAUUAUAUGUGCAUCAGUUGCAUUAUACCAGAAAAUGUACAAUCCGGCUAUAAUAUGCUGUUCUUGUUACUUUGAAAAUGAGAUUGAAGAUAAUCCAGAUAUACCAAAAUACGCAUAUUGUAAAUUGAUGCAGUUUAAAAAUGAAAAUUUAAGACUGGUUGCAUACAAUCGCCUGCCAGAAAAUCAACGUCAUACUUUGCAUGUGAUGUGCGCUGAUGUUUUGGAGAAAAUGACGCAUAUUUGCCCAAGUUGUAUGCGCAAUCCUUCAAACUACUACGCAUUUUUUGGAACUUAUGAUAGAUUUGUUGAAUAUUGUAAAGAUCCAUCAACUACAGCACCGAAUUACUACACUUAUGCAAGGGAUAGUUAUGAAAAUAUUAAACAAGCAAUAAAUGAUCAAAUAAACAAUCGGAAAUUCGAUGAAAACGAAAAUGAUUCAUCAGAAAAUACAAAAGAAUCUAUUGUAAUAGAUGAAAAGUACAUACCUUUGAAACGUGACUACGAUCCUUCAUCUUGUCGUUGUCUUGAAAUGCUCUUUGUGAUUUACGAAGACUUAAUCAGACACUCAGCCCAAGCGAAUGAAACCGGCAAGAUGAUUUUCUAUAAAUUAAAAUUUGGAUUAAUUCAGGUGUCUAUGCGUGAUAUAACUGGAGCAAUGAAAACUUUACAUGAAACACGCGAAUUGAGUUUAGUAAAUUGUGGGCUUGAAAAUAAUGAAUUAUCGCCAAUUUUUCGCAAGUAUCACGUUGGCAAAGCUUCCAUCGGGCUUGCAAUUUGUAAUCUUAAAACGAAAAACAUCGCAGGAGCAAAAAGUAAUAUUAUCCUAGCAUUAAGACAGUAUCAUGUACCUCUGUUAGCGUUUUCUUUCAAACACUUACGAUUUUUAUUGAGAAGAAAACCUAUGCGAUUGAAAACUCUGAGACCAUAUAGUAAGAAAAAAGAUGCUUUUGGUUGGGACAUGGGUUGUGCACUAUUCAUUUGUGCAAAAGUAUUUUCAAUGGAAAAUAAUUGGAAAAUUGCUAGAGAUUGCUGCAAAUGUGGAAUUUCACUAAUGAAAGCUAAUAAUAACAAUAUUGGUAUGUUAUUGGACACUUAUACGGAUGCAAUACAAAUAUUUAGUAUUUCUGGAGAUCAACAAAGUUGUGAAAGAUUACAGGCUUAUCUCGUACGUGAGUUUCAGUCAUACUAUGCAAAAAACGAUCUGUUUACCUUUCAUAUUUUAUUGGAUAUGUUAUAUAUCGUAUUGGAAUUAAACGUUGCGAAAGGAUUAUUAAAAGAAUCUUUAUGCCUGGGGUAUAGAUUUAUGCAUUUGGCUGAUCAAUCGAAAGUUUUGAAGAUAAAUCCAUCAGUUUUGUUUUUGUUAUGUGAGCUUAACAUAUACAACUUAUCUUUUCAAAAUUUUAUCGAUAUGAUACUAAUGUUAUACCGAUAUUUAAAUCCGAAUCAUAUUUAUAAUUAUUUACAUUAUUAUGUGAUGUGUAUGUAUUGUUAUAACAAUACAGGAUUUCACGUUCGGGAAUUUGAUGAAAUCUUGAAAUUUGCAAAAAAUUAUUUCACAAACAGUACGCAUAAAAUUACAAACACUGAAAGAACACUGAAACUUUUGAUUCACGUACACUUUUUACGAAGUAAUCGAUAUUCACGAGCGACUAGAUGGGACGCAGAAGUUGAUUUUACGAAAACUAUUCGUACAAAUGGUAAAAUGAUUAAAUUGAUGUUGGUGCAAAUGGAAGCAUAUUUAUUGAAACUGGUACGUAGCAUUCGAAUAGAAGAAUAUGUAUCGCAAGUUUUUUUGAAAGACAAAAUACGAUGUUUGUUUGCCUGGUUAAAAGAGGUUGUUAGACACACGGUAAUAUAUCAACCUGCAUAUUAUGGUUUACACGCUUGGUAUUCGAUGCUAAAGAAGAAAAAAUCGAAAGCUUAUGGAGAUUUAGUUAAAAUGUACAAUAUUGCAGAAAAGCACAAUAUUGGUUAUUAUAAAGCAUUGGCUAUAAGAUUAAGAAAUCAUUGGGAAGGUGGAUUUAUGCUUGAUUUUGUUUCACGGCCUCAUGUUGCGAUUCAAGAGGCGCCGACGUAUACAUUUUGGCAGUUUGCACAAUUUUUGCAUUCUUAUAUACUAUUAUAAGUUAAUGUUUUUAGAAAUAAAUAAUCUAAGAUAAACCAUCA